Molecule: messenger RNA, 1697 nt
Organism: Aspergillus uvarum CBS 121591
Lineage: Eukaryota; Fungi; Ascomycota; Eurotiomycetes; Eurotiales; Aspergillaceae
Product: dolichyl-diphosphooligosaccharide--protein glycotransferase subunit OST1
Exons: 3
Coding region: 130-1647 (505 amino acids)
Cellular component (GO): membrane; oligosaccharyltransferase complex
Source: RefSeq, a predicted model, not a curated record
CUUUCCCGCUCGCCAAUUCCUCUGAACUCGCCUCUCUUUCUCCAUUUCUGAUUAUAUUGUCUUAAACUUCUCCUGGUGAGAGACAUUGUGUUUUAGGCGCGGUCUGCUUCACGGCCGCCCAUCAUCACAAUGAGGCCCAUUUCCGCCCUCACCGCGCUGUGCGGGUUGUUUCUAUCAACCAGCAGCUUCGUAUGCGCCGAUUCCACAUCGUCAAGCUCGCCAGUCGCUCUUCCCAGCGAUUUCAAGCCCGCUCAAGUAUUCAAGAAUACCAACUUGGUCCGGAACACCAAUCUGGAGAAGAGCUACCUCCGUGAGACUAUCAAUGUCGUGGUCGAGAAUGUGGCCAAGCAAGCUCAGAGUGACUAUUACUUGGCUUUGCCAUCCGACCUCUACGAUAAGGUCGGAGUCCUCGAAGUCCGCGAUAAAUCAGCUCCGGAGAAGGGCAGGCUCAAUGUGCAAGCUACUGAAAUCGACCCAAGCAGGGAUCUCCAAUACUAUAUCGUUCACUUCUCUGAACCCCUGGCGCCCUCCUCUCAGAUCACUUUGGGAAUCUCUUACUCUGUCCUCAACUCUUUCAGCCCGCGCCCGGCCGCUAUCAAACAGAUGGACCGACAGUACCUCACUUAUUCGUUCUCUGCCUAUGCUCCCUCGGCAUACACGAUAGUGACGCAGAAGACCAAGCUCAAGCUUCCCAGCACUAAUGUCCCGGAAUAUACGACCACGGACUUGAAGUCGGGUGCGGACCCGGAGCGUCUGGGUACCAGCUACACGUACGGACCCUAUGACACGGCUCAGGUUGCGCCCGGUACUAGCUACCCGAUCGUCGUUCGCUAUGAGUUCACCAAGCCGGUCAUCACGGCUUCGCUGCUGGAGCGCGACCUGGAGGUUUCUCACUGGGGCGGCAACCUGGCCACGGAGGAGCGCUACUGGCUGCGCAACAAUGGCUCUGAACUCUUAGACCACUUCUCCCGCGUGGAGUGGACCCUCAGCAGCUAUCAGCAACUCCCCUCUUCCUCCAUCCGCGAGCUGAAGUACCCCCUGAAGCCCGGCUCCGUGGACCCUUAUUUUAUUGAUGAUAUCGGCAAUGUUUCUACAAGCCGCUACCGUCCCGGGAAGGUUCCCAGCCGGGACGCAUCAUUGGAGCUUCGCCCCCGGUUCCCCAUUUUUGGUGGCUGGAACUAUAGUUUCCGCGUCGGCUGGAACAACGAUCUCUCCACGUUCCUUCGUCGGGCCGUCGGCAGCUCUGACUCUUACGUGCUCAAGGUUCCCUUCAUCGAAGGACCCAAGGCCUCGGAGGGCGUCCAGUAUGAGAAGGUCGUUGUGCGAGUGAUCCUUCCCGAAGGCGCCCGGAACGUUCGCUGGGAGAUGCUGGACAAGGCUUCCAGCAAUGGACUUCCUAGCUCCAGCCAGAUCCAGGCCGAAGUGUCUGAGCACAAGACGUUCAUGGACACUCUGGGACGGACGGCAUUGAGCCUUACCGUCGAUGGACUGACGGAUGAAGCUCGUGACUCUCAGAUUGUGGUAACCUACGAUUAUUCCUUGUGGGAUGGACUGCGCAAGCCGGUGACUAUCACUGCUGGCCUCUUCACAGUAUUUGUAGCUGCGUGGGCUGUGGGCAACCUUGACGUGAGCAUCAAGAAGCGGUAGUCGUGAAGGAUGUAUGAUAUGAUCCAGUUCUUUGUACCAGACCAGAAUUG